AUGCCAGGCCUGGGUGAGAAGCCAUCAGAGCCCAGCAAGAUCAUCAGAAAAAAAAAACAAAGAAAUCCAGGGAAAGAAAUAAAGGAACGAACAAGACAAGGAAAGGGGAAAAAACAAGGGAAGAAUAAAGGAAAGGAAAAAAGGAAGGAAGGAAGGAAAGGGGGAUGUAGUAGUAAUGAAAGAAGAAAGGAACAAGAGAAAACAGAAGAGGAAAGAGAAAUGAAGGCAAGAAACAAGGCCAGCCAAGAAAAAAAAAAAGAAAAGAAAAUAGUGAAAAAAAUGAAAGAAAAAACAAGGAAGGAAAAAGGUAACGAAAUAGAAGAAGGAAGAGAAAGGAAGGAAGGAAAGAUAAAAGCCUAUAGGAAAAGUAAAAAGCAAAGAAAGAGAACACCAGAGGAAAAGAGCAAAGAAGACUCGAAAGAGAGAGAAUCAAAGAAAAAGAAAGCCAAGACAAAAGAAGGAAAAAAAGAAAAAGAAGGAAAGGAAACCGAAGGAAGAAAAGAGAAAAGGAAACAAAAAAGCGAAAGUACUGAAGGCAGGAAAAGGGGAGGAAAGGAGAAGAGGAGGAAAGAGGCAAAGAAUGAGAAGUGAGAAAGAGGAAGGAAAAGGAAGGGAACGUCAAGGAUAGCAACGAAAUGGAGAGAAAACCCAGGGAAAGAAAGCAGGGAAAAGGAACUAGAGGAAAAAGGAAGAAAAAGCAAGGAAGGAGAGAAGGAAAGGAAAAGGAAGAAAAAGCAAAAGAAGGGAGGGGAAAAAGAGGGAAGAGAGAAAUAGGUAAGGGGCAAAGAAGGGCCCAAGAGGGAAGUGCCAAACACGGAAGGGCCAAGCAGGGAAGGGAAAAAGGAAGGUAAAGCAGGAGAGUAAAAAUGCAAGGAGAAAAUGAAAAAGGAAAAGGAGAAAGGAAGACGAAACAGAGAGAAACUAAAGGCAAGGAGAAAGGAAAGGGAAAAAUAAGGAGAAUAAAGGCGAGCAAGCCAAGGAACAAGGGAGAGAAGAAGAUAGGAAAUUGAAUGAAAAGAGAGAAAAGGAGAGCUAAGAAAGGGAAAAGGAAGGAAGAAAAGAAAGGAAAAGGGCAAUAGAGGAAAAAGAAAAGGGGAAAAAGGGAGAAAGGAACAAGGGAGGAGGGAAAAGGGAGAAUGAGGAGGAGGAACGAAAAGGGGAAAACCCUGAAAAAAGAGGCAAAAGCAAGGAGGAGAAGAAAGAAGGAAGGGAAGAAGGGGAGAAAGGAAGGAAGUGAACAAGGAAGGAAGGGAAUAAGAGGGAAGUGAAAGAAGGAGGGGAAAGAAUCAGGAGAGGCGAGACCAAGGAGAGGAAAAAAGAAGGCAGGGGAAAAAGGAGGAAUAAAAAGGAGGGCAAAUAAGAAAGAAGGGGGAAAAAAAGAAGUAAGGGAAAAUAGAGGGGAAAUAAGGAGGGCAAAUAAGAAGGAAGGAGAAGAAAAGGGCAAAAGAAGGAGAGGAGACUCAAGGAGGGUCAAAAAGUAGGAGCAGCAAAAGCUAGAGGGGAAAGAACAAGGGAGGACAAAAUCAAGGGAGAGCAAGAGCAAGGGAGAGAGUGCUAACGGGCAAAUAACAAGGAGGACAAUUAAUAAGGGAAAAGAAGGAAGGGAAAAGAAGAAGGAUGUGAAAAAAGGAAGAGAAAAAAAGAGGGAAGGGAAAGCGCAAGGAUGAGAAAGAAUAAGGAGGAGAAAGAAAAAGGAGCGCAAGUAACAAGAGGAGGAAAAAAGGAGGUUGGUGAGAAAGGAGAAGGGCCAAAAACAAGAGAGAAAAAACCAGGAGGGGAAGAAACUAGGAGAAGGAAAAACUAGGAGGGCAUAUAAUAAGGAGGGUAAAUAGGAAGGA
Molecule: messenger RNA, 1838 nt
Organism: Rhea pennata
Lineage: Eukaryota; Metazoa; Chordata; Aves; Rheiformes; Rheidae
Product: nucleolar protein 58-like
Exons: 3
Coding region: 1-591 (196 amino acids)
Source: RefSeq, a predicted model, not a curated record